AUGAUCCUCGAGUAAACAAACAAACCAACACCAAUGGAGCACUCUAACAUCAAUACCCGAUUUAAUUUACUGUGUUAUUGCGUGUACGUAUAUGCUAGCUCCAAACAACUCAUCCAACACUCACAUCGCCCUACUCGUGAGUCAAGUGUCUUCGGUAGUCUGGUGAACAGUAGUAUAGUAAGAGUGCUGUCAUCAGAUUAUCGGCUAGUAUUAAACACGAUCUCAAGUAAAACUAAGCUCUGAAAAAUUUUCUUAUAAUUUUUAAUUUCUUCACUAAUUUUAUCAACAGUUAUUAAAUAGUGAGUGUAAUAAAAUCAUAUAAAAUAUUUUAUGUUCUAACUUUGUUUUGAAAAUAAAUUAUCAAGAAAACUGAGAAAUAAAUCGGCUUGAGUGUAAUGUUAGAACAAAAGUUAAAUUUAAAGUUUUGUACCUGAGAAAAAAUGGUGCAGUGCUUUGAAAACAAAAAUUGCAACUUUGCAGUUUGGAUUUAAGGUCAUCGAUUAACUCGCGGAUUUUACGGAAACAAUAAAUAUGCCUUGUUCUUAAAAGGAAACUAUUGUAGAACGCCUUUAGAUAAAUUUUAUAAAAAAAUGUAUUUGACCGCAACUUGACAGCAGAUAAGAAAGGAGUUAAUUUAAACUUGCAAUACUCCGUAAUAAAUAAAAAAAUGGAAGGAUCAGAGGAGCGGGACUUUGACUACUUUUGGCAGGCUCUAAACAAAGAAAAUUUGACGGAAGAAGAGUACUUGACCAGGAUUCUGGGCCCGAAAUAUCUGUCAAUGAGACUGGUGGUCCCUCUUACCUUGGCGUACGUCAGCAUUUUCGUCACCGGGGUGGUUGGAAACAUCGCAACUUGCAUUGUUAUCGUUAAGAACUCAAUGAUGCACACUUCUACCAACUACUAUCUCUUCGGACUGGCUAUAUCUGACCUAAUUUUGCUGACCCUCGGAUUGCCUAACGAGCUCAGCUGUAUUUGGCAACAAUAUCCUUGGGUGCUCGGAGUUACUUUGUGCAAACUGAGGGCUUAUGUAUCCGAGAUGUCUUCGUACGUAUCGGUACUAACGAUAGUGGCGUUUUCAAUGGAGCGUUUUUUCGCAAUAUGCCACCCCCUGGAAAGCUACACAACAGACAAACCACAAAGGCCUAUUAAAAUAAUAUUCAUGAUUUGGUCUAUCGCUUUAGUAUCUGCGGUCCCUUUUGCAAUGUACACAAACGUAAACUACGUCGAGUAUCCACCAGGGUCCGGCGAAGCGUCAGACGAUUCAGCCUUUUGCGCAAUGUUACUCCCGGACAUGCCGAACUUUCCUCUGUACGAACUGAGCUGUAUAAUCUUCUUCUUGAUACCCAUGGUGAUAAUUCUGGUAGUUUACACAAAAAUGGGCCUGAAAAUUCGGAAGAGCGCUCGCACAGGGGAAAAUUCAAUAGUCCACUCCGUGCUUGCGGAGUCGAGGCAUGUUCAGUCGCGGAAAAGUAUCGUCAAGAUGUUGAGCGCAGUAGUGGUGAUGUUUUUUUUCUGUUGGGCGCCGUUUCACGCCCAGCGUUUGCUUUAUGUUUACGCCCGCGAAGCGGAUUAUUAUCCUGACUUAAACGAGUGGCUGUACAUCCUGAGCGGGUUCCUCUACUACUUCAGCACAACUGUUAAUCCGAUUUUGUACAACCUAAUGAGCUUAAGAUAUCGACGCGCGUUCAAGAAGACCAUCUGUUGCCACAAGCACUCAAGAAGCCCCAAUAGUACUAUUAUUCAUGUGAAUCACAAUAUUAAUAGUAGCAUUAUCAAUAACAGGGAAAGAAACUUUUGUCACUGUGGCUCCGAUCGGAUUCCUCAUCGGACUAAUUUAAAGUGCACAUUCAGGAGUACGAUAGACCAAGCAAAGGAAAUGCUGAAGCUAAAUUCAACGCGUCAUGAAUGCAACAGAGGACCCAAGUCGUCUAUUGAUUACACCAGUGUCAAAGUAACCGAGGAAAAUAAUGCCAGAGGGAUGCUAAUUAGCAGACGUCCGCCUGUCGAGCAUCAUCUGAGCAAUGAGAAUAUCAGCGGUCACGGUAACGGAGUUAAUGAGACUAUUUUAACAGUCAGCAGCGCUGUUUAAUUUAUUUUUUUACCCGUUUUUCGUUUUUGUGUCUUGUAAAUAUUUUUUAUUAGCAAUAAUUAUUUUUUUUUUUUCCCACAAUAGUUUAUUAUUAUUUUACUAUUACAUUAGGGAAAUAAUGAAUUGCCAAGUUGGGAUGGAAUAUAAAAAAUUCAUAUAUAUGGAGAUGAAUUUUAAUUCCCAGGAAAUUUUUCAUGAAAUAAAUGUUUUUCAAUAAUCGAAUUUUUGUAAAAAAAAAUUUAUGGUUAAUGUAUACGGUCAUCGAUUUUUUUUAAUAUUGUGCUGUGAUAUUUUAUAUUUUGUACACGCGUAUAAAUGUGAAAAUUGAAUAGAUUUCAAUUGAAUGGUGUAUUGAUAAAAUAACUAAUAGCUGUUCAUACCCGCAUUGAAUUUUCUGAAAUUAUCGGAAAAUAUUUACCAGAAAAUAUAAAGCGCGUUCUUGCGUACUAUUAAAAAAUUUAUUAUUUAUUGAUAACUAAAUCCCAUCACUGUUAAUUAAUAAUU
Molecule: messenger RNA, 2593 nt
Organism: Cotesia glomerata
Lineage: Eukaryota; Metazoa; Arthropoda; Insecta; Hymenoptera; Braconidae
Product: neuropeptides capa receptor-like
Exons: 7
Coding region: 668-2089 (473 amino acids)
Biological process (GO): neuropeptide signaling pathway
Cellular component (GO): plasma membrane
Molecular function (GO): neuromedin U receptor activity
Source: RefSeq, a predicted model, not a curated record